CCCAAAGCAACACGCUGUCGUUUCCACGCAUUUCAUGGAGGGUUUCGGGAAGAAGCUCGUUGUAAUCCAAUCGAAGUAGAAAUCAAAAUCAUCUAAGAACUCGAUGAUUGGAUUCCACUAGUAGAGAAAUUCAAAGAGUUGUUUAUGGAAUCGAAAACGAAUAGAAAAAUGGCAUUAUCUGCCAUUGAUGGCGGUGGAAAAAUCAUCGAGAAUGAGGUUGAUGUAGUAAAGAACACAGAUUCGAUGGACCAUUGGGAUUUUCUGGAGGAAAUCGAAGCACCGAUGUGGGCUGAUCUCCGUUUAUGCGAUUUGAUCAAUGAUGAGAUUGAUGAUCCAUGGUUCGACAUAAGCCAUCAGUUCCAUCAAUGUUCUUCAAGCCAGCUACUUUCUAGAGUGUUCCAUUCUGGCAAGGCAGGGGGUUCAAACUCGAUAAGCGUACAGGAACCAUCUUCUCCGAAGCUCCCUUCAUCGGUCUCAAAAUCGAGAGGUAAAAGCUACAAAACCAAGGAAUGGGGACAGAGAAGGUGCAUGGCUACCUCCAAUAAGCAACAUCCAGUCAAGGCCUUAAUUAGUAAGUCUUCUAGGAGCAUAGAAUCAAGUAACACGGAAAAACCAGUUUCGAGGACCGGAAAAGUAAAAGAAAAUGAAGGCUUGAAAGCAUGUUCCAGUUGCGAAAGUGGUCUUACUGACACCUCUCGGCCAAAGUUCGUAAAAUCCAGUUCAUGCUCUUUAGCAAGACAGGAACAAGAACAGGAAAACAGUUCACAGAGCACUGUUACGUUUGAUCGCAGUGAACGCCAAGAAAAUAAGGGCUUGGAGGUUUCUUUUCAAACAUCAAGCCAAACUAGUGGGCUUUUGUCAUCCCUGAGGAUCAGUCUCAGAAGAAGUUGUGCCACAAGACCAGCUGCAAGGGUGGUAGCAAAUGGUGGGAGGCAGUCAGAAGGCUGCAAAUCAUCUUCAAAUAAAUCAAGUGUGGGUUCCCCUUUGGACCAGGGUUCUGUCAGUAAGAAAAUCACUAUUGGAGAUGCACAGAACAAACUCAUAACUCGCAAUCGCAUAAAUGUUGCAAGAGUCUCUCAACCACCAAGGAACAAGUCAAAAGCUCCAAAUGCGACGAAGGCCCCUGCAUCAAAUGUUCGUAAUCUAUCUAAUAGACAAGGAAAUAAAACUCUCGCUUCCAAAGUAACAACCAAGGGAAAGGUUCAACAGCAUACAUCGGUUGGAAAGGUUCUGAUGCCACACAAGGUUAAUGAACAGCGUCAAAUGGUUGAUAAAGAAGCUGGGAAAGUAGGCGUUGGCAGGCGUACUACUUUCUUGACUGGUAUUAAAGAAACUGCAUCGGCAACAAUGGCUACCAGUCAGAAGACUAAAUCUAGUGAUAAGGCAGCUCAGUCCAUGGGGCAUGUGCAGAGAGCUUCUAAGCAGAGUUUAACACAGAAGAAUGGCGGUAUAAAGCUAAUUGGCCUAAAGGAAACGACCAACAACCGAAGCAAAGAUAAGGAUACCGCCAAUCCAGCUCGUAAGGUCUACUUUCGGUAGCAGACUUUGACAUAAGUACAUAUCGUAAACUUCAGUGUAGCAGCAAGAUCUCUUCCUGAUUAUGGGUUACUCACAUUUUGUUAGUAUUCAUCCCUUCUAACAGAGGAGAUUGCACCCAUCGAGUGUAUCUUGUUAUUUUGUAUUACUUGAUAUUGAAUCCGAAGAAAUGGUUCCC
Molecule: messenger RNA, 1714 nt
Organism: Cynara cardunculus var. scolymus (artichoke)
Lineage: Eukaryota; Viridiplantae; Streptophyta; Magnoliopsida; Asterales; Asteraceae
Exons: 6
Coding region: 145-1539 (464 amino acids)
Source: RefSeq, a predicted model, not a curated record